Candidozyma auris is the source of this 2115-nucleotide messenger RNA. RefSeq names its product Fgr47p (gene FGR47). The record is from RefSeq and is a predicted model, not a curated record. The coding region runs from base 1 to 2115 and encodes 704 amino acids. The transcript has a single exon. NCBI's taxonomy places the organism in Eukaryota, Fungi, Ascomycota, Pichiomycetes, Serinales, Metschnikowiaceae.
AUGCCCUCGAUCAAGAGACCCCUUCAGGAGCAGUUGCCCACGCCAGAGGAAUUAGCUAGGGUGUUCAAGAAACCCAGCCCUUCCAAGGCUUCUCAGCCAAGAACGAUGGCGCCAUUGCCUUCACCUCAGAGCGAUAACGAUAGAGAAUUAGAUGCUCCAAUAAGACACUCGGUGCCGCCAGCGAUGAUGCCCGUGGUCUAUCCACCGUAUACAUUCCAGGAUUUUUUUUCUGACUUACCUACUGUCUCGGAUGAGGAGGCCUUGCAAAGAAAGGCCCAGGUCAACCAGAUAAUGCACAGGUUUCCUCCACCAAUGCAACCAAUUAUUCCGAAUGAGCAAGUAGUGGCGGACGGUGGAAUUAUCGUACCUUUCAUUUUUCCUCCUGUGCCGCCUCUUCAACCCGAUUACCAUUUAAAUGAUACUAUACUAAAACCUUCGAGUAAGCGAGGCACAAUUGAACCUCAGGCUCCACAAGAGAAUGAACUUUUUUCAGAACCAUAUGGGCCCCAGACGGCUGGUGAUAAGAGACUAGGCAUGGAAAAUAACACCAUUUGGCCCCUGAUCCCUCCACUACCGUUCCCACCUCCAAAUUACAUGCCUUACCCUCUCAGCGCUCAAAAGGCUCCUUUGACCCCACAUGAGGUUUUUGAAGAGUGGCUUGAAGCCCUGGAACACUUGCCCAGGGUUGAUAUGGUUGUAGCAAGUGCUGCUGGCUCGAUAGUAGAUAUUCGCAGCCAAUCAGAAGCAUUGGGGGUCGAUGUGAAAAUGUUAGAUAAGUGGAUCAAAGGUCGCCGGCAAAAAGACACGGAGGCCAAAGAAGCUUCCAGAAGUGAGUCGGAGUCGUCGGAUGUUGAGUACGAAGAAUACGCUGCUUACGCGAGACAGGUCGAUACUUCAGAGACCUUGGAUCCUUACGCCGAAGAUAAGAAGGACCUUCUUACAGUAUAUUCUGAUCUACGCAACAGUUAUCUAACGGUAGUUGCUCUGGAUACAGCAGGCGUGACCAGAUCACCAAUCAGAACAUACGAAUGGUCAUCUAAGGAUAUCGAUCCAAGUGCUUCCGAAGAUAUGCCCACAACCUGGGUCAUGAAGAAGGACAUUGCCAGCGCUAAUGGGAAUUCAAAGCCAAGAAGAAGAUUGGAGCUUAUAGAGAGUCGCAACCAUAUAGAGAGAUUUGCAGAGGAAAAUAGAGAGCAAGUGUAUGCUGCUCGAAAGAAGCAACUCCUUAACCGCUUGAGGUCACUUCAGCAAACAAGAAUCUCCCUCGACGACAACAGCAUAUCGCUGGAAGACACUGAGUUAAAAGAAUACAUCCAGAAGAGAAAAAACGAACGAGACCACGAACUUCUACGCCUAAAAAUAUAUCACAAUCAUGAAAAAUUGAAGGCGGCCCUUUUGUUCUACCAGACAUCAAACAGUACAUAUAAGGGUCUCAACAGGCUUGUCAUAAACAAGUUGCGAAAGCUCAAGCAGUUUCUUGAGCACCAACAACUGGUUUUCUCUGGUAUAUUGGCUAACGGCCUGGAUGCCGAAGCCUUCAACUUGAGAAGCAAGGAAAGUGCCAACUUAAUGAGUUCAUUCGUCGAGCAAGACUACUCUAGUGACGUGAAACAUAUCUUCCGCACUGCUACGUUGAACGAGGAUAAGGGGUUACCUCCUAAACCAGACCUUGAGGAAGUGAACAUAUCAAAUUUCGAUAAAGUUUUCACCAGCAUAGAACAUUCGCCACAGGUGCAUGACUUCAUGCCAUUGGCCACUGAAGAAGAAUUCAAGCUCAUCACAGGCGAUGCACCUUUGAAGAUGAAUGCAAAGGAUCAACUUUUGAAGGGCAAAGCUGCGAGGCAUCAAAUUUUUCAAAGCCUGUUAUAUGACCGGAUCACUUCAGGAUCGGACUCGAACGCCUCCGACAGUGCGGCAUCAGGGCCGAAAAGGCGGCCAGGAAGAAGAGCAGCCCCCAAGCCAGUGUUGGGGGAGGAGCCAAGUAAGGAGCGUAGUGAAGCUGCUCUUGUGGCAAAAAUUAUGAAACAAUUCGUUGGACCAGCGGCUGCCAACGCUGACGAGUUGACGGAAGAUCUUGAUUUGAUGAACGUGGAAACGAGAUGGCCUGUCAGGUAA